Molecule: messenger RNA, 1823 nt
Organism: Hippopotamus amphibius kiboko
Lineage: Eukaryota; Metazoa; Chordata; Mammalia; Artiodactyla; Hippopotamidae
Gene: LRRC56
Product: leucine rich repeat containing 56
Exons: 13
Molecular function (GO): protein binding
Source: RefSeq, a predicted model, not a curated record
CCACCCCGAGUCAAAGAGAGCACCCGGCUGAGGAGGGCGCCCAGGGCCGAGCUCCCGGGGCUGCGGCACCGGGGCUGACCCCUCAGGUGCCGCCUGGGGCCACAUGCUGCCCUCUUGCCCAGAUGUUUGACCCACGGUGGGAAAAGGCAGCUGCCUCCAGGUUGGAUGUGAAUGGACCAGGCCUGGGACAGAGCCCAUGGGAUUCGGCCCAGAACAGCCAGUGUGCAGGUGCGGGAGCUGAGCUGGCCGGGCCUGCCCAACCCCCACCCCCAGAGCAAGGCCCGGGGCAGGUGUGGGGGCGGCCACAGCAAGCAGCUGGUGGAGGAGUACCUGUCACCUGCCCAACUGGGCUGACUCCCCACUGACCCCUGCAGCAGGCCCUGGCUCAGGUGGAUGACCUCCAACUGGUGAGCAUGCUGGAGAUGUGUGUCAACACCCGUGAGAAUAGCCUGGGGAACUUUGGGCUGCACCUGCCCAACCUCAGCCAGUUGAAGUUGAAUGGCAGCUGUUUGGGUUCCCUGAGGGACCUGGGCACCUCACUGGGCCGCCUGCAGGUGCUGUGGCUGGCUUGCUGUGGCCUGGCUGACCUGGAUGGCAUCGGCUCCUUCCCUGCCCUGAAGGAACUCUACCUUUCCUACAAUAACGUCUCGGACCUGAGCCCCCUGUGCCUGCUCGAGCAGCUGGAGGUGCUGGACCUGGAGGGCAACUGCGUGGAGGAUCCGGGGCAGCUGCGGUACCUGCAGCUGUGCCCGCGGCUCGCCACACUCACCCUGGAGGGCAACCCACUGUGCCUGCGGCCAGGCCCCGGCCCCGCCCACCAGGUGCCCCAGGGCUACAACUACCGGGUAGAGGUGCGGAAGCUCAUCCCCCAGCUGCAGGUCUUGGACGAGGUGCCAGCCACACACACAGGCCCGCCGGCCUCCCGGAAGCUGGAUCAGGACUGGCUCAUGGUGAAGGAGGCCAUCAAGGAGGACAGCGUCCUGGACAGCCUGCUCCCCAGGCAGGGUCGUCCCCACGGAUCCCCCACUUGGAGACUCGGACCCAAGCUAUGUUCGCCUGAGACCCAGCCCUGGGGCCCCAGGCCCUGGCCCCUCUCCCUGCUGGUCCCGGGGGGGCCCCUGCCUAAAGGCUUUCUUCCCAAGGGCCCCGCCCCAGAGGACGACGCCAGCAACCUCACGCACGGUGCUGGCCGGGUCCUCUGUGGAAACCCCACCAAAGGCCUGCAGGAGCGUCGGCACCAGUGCCAGGCCGGGAUGCACCCAGAGAAGCUGCCCCCUGCCAGGCCUCCCGGGGCCUCCACCCCAGGGCCUGACCCUGCAGACAGCUGUGAUCUCCUGGCCUUGGCUGGGCUUCGGGCCUUGAGGGAUCUGCGUCUGCAUCUCCUCCCCGGUAGGUGCCUGGAGGCCCGGGAGGAGGGGGCCGCAGCCCCCCGGGGCCCACAGAGGGGCCCUGAAGAACAAGAGGACGAGGCUGAGCCCAAGACUUGCCUGAGUCCCCCGAGCCUGGCCCCAGAGCCUUCCAGGCCCUUGGGCUACAACCUGAUCCCCUCUCCCCCCAAGUCCCUCAUGCCAUCUGACAGGGGCAGCAGCUCCCAGGGGUCCACACAUCUGCAGUUCCGGGGGCGUCGCCUCAGAGGCCUGGGUAGUUUGGGGCCUGGCCUGAGUCAGAGGCCUGGCCUGGGUCAGGGACUGGCUGCAGUGACUGCUCUGAGAGCCCUAGAUGUGACCUCAGGCCCCAGCCCUCAAGCGGAAGGACGUCCAGGCCCAAAGCCAGCACCAGAUCCAGCAGCCAGACGCCCAGCCUCCAGUGCAUGCCGCACCUGA